AUGACAAACAAUACUCAUGACGUGGUGAUCGUGGGAGCCGGUCCAGUUGGACUCUUCCUCGCCUGUGAACUACGUCUUGCCGGUCUCUCCGUUCUGGUGGUCGAAAAACGAACGAAUUCUGAUGGCAUGGCUGAAACACGUGCUUUUGUGAUGCAUGGUCGCACUUUGGAAAUCUUCGCCUGUCGAGGCCUUCUGGACUCUUUUGUUCAAGCUGGCCAAAAAACCGAUUGGUGGCAUUACGGCGUUCUGGACACUCGUCUCGAUUACAGUGUUUUCGGCCGUGAAACGGACCAGAACCAUGUGCUACUCGUACCUCAGUAUAAAACCGAGAUGAUAUUAUUCCAGCGGGCCGUGGAGCUGGGUGCAGUGAUCAUCCAGGGUGUCCAGGUCGAUUCAGUCAACCAAUCUGGGCCUGCUGUCAUGGUGAAGGGUGCCUACAUCGACAACCGGCCGUUCAUCGCCAGCGCGAAGUACCUUGUCGGUGCAGACGGCGUUCGCAGUACGAUCCGCAGACUCGCCGACAUUGAGUUCACGGGCAAUGCACCUGUCAAUACAGUCAUGAGUGGUGAAGCGACACUGGGCGCGGCCAUGCCGAAUCCUUACAUUGUUCACAAUGAGCACGGAUUAGUUAUCGCUGCUGACCUGAAGGUCCCCAGCGGAAGGACCAGGCUGAAUGUGUUCGCGAGUGAUCGCGGCACAGUUCCGGAGUCAGUUGAAGUGACUCUCGACGAAAUGAAUCAGAGCCUGCACAAAAUCACCGGAGUCGACUAUAAUCUUUCGAACCCUUGUAUGCUGAAGCGUUUCAGCAAUGAACAACGGCUAGCGACAAGAUAUCGCCAAGGUCGUGUUUUCAUUGUCGGAGAUGCAUGCCAUAAACACCUCCCAGCCGGCGGUCAGGGUUUAAAUGUCGGCCUCCAAGAGGCUCUGAAUCUAGGAUGGAAGAUUGCGGCAGUCAUCUCCAAGUCCGCCCCGGUUUCGUUGCUCGAUACGUACGAAGAAGAACGGCGGCCGAUUGCCAAAGCGGUGGUUCAAAACACCACUUCACAGUCACUCUUAUUCUUUGCCUCCUCGGGCCCAGAAUGGGCGGUCCGGGACGCGAUGGAGAAGCUUUUGUGUGUACCAGAAGCUAACAAGGCUUUGGCCAGGGAAAUUAGCGGGUUUUCAGUCACCUACCCUAAGUUGCUCGACAUGAUACUUCCAAACGGAUGGCAGGCCCUACCCAAGAACAUUCAGGGAAGGCGUGCAUUGAAUGUCAAGAUCAGACUACCUGAUGGGGUGCUGACUGAACUCCGUAAUUAUACCGAAGACGGAAAUUGGAUCCAGCUGCACCUUCCUGGGAAGCAUAGCGUUGAAGUCCGACCUCCUGCGGCAUUCGAGAACUGGACGACGGUGGUGGAUGUUGUUGACAUGCCAGAUGAUGAAGAGAGGACGAGCCUGUAUAUGUGUGGAGUCCGAGAGAUGCUGAUCCGGCCAGAUGGCUAUUUGGCCUUUGGCCGAUGGGACAACUAA
Messenger RNA from Aspergillus pseudonomiae, 1509 nucleotides. RefSeq names its product FAD binding domain-containing protein. The record is from RefSeq and is a predicted model, not a curated record. Gene Ontology annotation, molecular function: FAD binding. The transcript has a single exon. The coding region runs from base 1 to 1509 and encodes 502 amino acids. Lineage: Eukaryota; Fungi; Ascomycota; Eurotiomycetes; Eurotiales; Aspergillaceae.